GUAAAUAAAUCAAUAACUUCGUCAACUUCAACUGUUCUGUGUCUAUGGAUAUUAAGCAAAGCUAAUCCAACCAAGCGUUCUUCGCCCACGUUUGACCUUAACCAAGUUUUUAAUCUUAGUUUAAAAGUACAAAGCAAUACAAAUUAAAAUAAAAUAUAACCAUGCACUAUAGUAAAGUAUAUAACCACAUAAAAUAGUGACUAUAUGUGAUCAUAACUCCAAAAUUUGGUCUAAUAUUGAUAUUUUAUAUUACAUUGAUAAGUGAUAUCAAACACAAUUAUAAUCAGUGAAAAUUAAUAAUAUUUAUAAUUUACAUUAUUUAAGCUGAACAAUUAAUUUGCAUUAUGGCAUCAAAAAACUUCUCGGGGGAAUGCCCCUGUUGCCCCCUCCCCACAGGUACGCCACUUUUCUGAGUUCAAAAUAAUGAUUUAAAAUCAUAUUGAUGACAUUGGUUUACUUUAUAUUUUAGUUCAAUUUAAUAUUAAAUAUCACUAACAAUAUGCAAUUUAGAACUGAUAAUUAUGAAAAUACCUAUAUGGUUGAAUGGUUCAUGUUAUACAAGAAAAAAGUUCAAAAUUUCAAAAUGUUUUAUUAUAAUGGUACUUUGCCUUACAAAUCAUGUACACCUCAAGUUGUAGAAUUUAUAUUUAAACUUGCUGAUAUGUGUGGUGUGAAUAAUUCUGUUAAAUACAAGUGUGUUGAAUUAUAUGAUAGGUUUUUGUCUGAAUAUUUCAUUUAUAUGUACACAAAUGUUUACAAUAAACAUCCAAAUAAAUGGCCUAAGGUCUUGGAGCUAUUAAAAAAAAAAUCUUUUUUACAAGUUAUGUCUUGCAUGCAAUUGGUGUCAAAGAAUGAUCAACAAUCAUUAAGUCUUAAAUUAAGAGAUGUCAAAACUAUACUGAAGAGAACUGGACAUAUAUAUACUAAGAAAAAUAUUCUAUCAUCAGAAAUUGAAGUCUUCCAUAUAAUGGGUUAUAAACUGAAUGAAACGUCAAUAUUUAUGUUGGUAGAAUAUUUCUUGGUUACGAUUCCUUAUAAAAUUACAGACAAUCUGUAUUCUACGUGCUUAUUAUUAACAGACUUGGUUUAUAUUCAUCAACAAGAACUUUAUGAUCGAAUUCAGUAUCAAAGAACAGGGUGUAGAAAUUAUACAUAUUGUGAAAAAUUGGAGUCAUUAGAUAUUGAGUUGGAUAAAAUAACUACAGCAGCAGCACUUGUUAUCACAGCAUUUUAUUUAUUGAAUUCAACUGACACAAUAAAUGAAGAAUUAUGCAGGGAUCUAUCUGCUCUAUGUGAAAAGUCUACUGACAAUCUGAUUAUAAUUUCAACUGUUCUAAUUUCUAUUAUAAACUCAAUUUAAAUUGUAAUAUAAUUAGCGUUUAUUCAUUAUGUUUCUUUUUUUUAAUAAUUAACUAAGUGAGA
Sipha flava (yellow sugarcane aphid) is the source of this 1422-nucleotide messenger RNA. RefSeq names its product cyclin N-terminal domain-containing protein 1-like. The record is from RefSeq and is a predicted model, not a curated record. Lineage: Eukaryota; Metazoa; Arthropoda; Insecta; Hemiptera; Aphididae. The coding region runs from base 500 to 1360 and encodes 286 amino acids. Gene Ontology annotation, biological process: reciprocal meiotic recombination. Gene Ontology annotation, cellular component: site of double-strand break. The transcript has 6 exons.